UUCUCGACCACCAACAAUAGCCGCGGCAAAAGGUGCUCGCGAAAGCUUCAGCGGUACACUCGCCACGCCUCGCUUCGGCGACUCCGCCGACGGACCAUAAAGAGAGAGAAGGCGGGGUUGGGGGAAGAAGGUGUUAGUAGCCGGCCGGAUACCCUCGUUCUAUCCGUCCACCGCAUCGACCACUUCGAUCUUCUGGUUUCGACUCCAAUCUACCCACGCCAGCGCCUGCAUUCCGCGCCGGAAAGCCCUUACAUCUUGGUCUCCAUGGCUAGGGCUUCGAAUUUUUCGGUUUCGUGCGGGUCGGAUCGGGGGUGGGCGUUCAUGGCGGGUGGGAAGGGAUUUGAUAUUCGAGUUGGGGCGUCUCUUGAUCCGAGGACGAGGUGUGGGAUUCAGUUCCCUCUUCAGGACUGCACUUGCCAUGCUUGGCCAUUUUCUUUAAAUAACUCCAGGAAAAGUUAUUCUUCAUCUAAUCGAAGAUUACGUGUUCAUAUGACAUUGGUAGAUGAAAGGGCCAUUCGACCACUAGAAUCUGUGAAACCUAAUCAUACCCUGGCGUAUGAUCUUGUCCAAGGAAACCUUGUGAACUGGAAUUAUUUCAUGGAUAAGUCAAUACCUGAUCCACCAACUGCUGUUCUCUUGCAUGGAAUUCUUGGUUCUAGGAAGAAUUGGGGUUCUUUCGCAAAGAGACUGGCGCAAGAGUUCCCAAUGUGGCAGUUUCUUUUGGUUGAUUUGCGCUGUCAUGGUGAAUCGGCAUCAAUAAAGAAGAAUGGACCUCAUACAGUUGCUGCAGCUGCUCUUGAUGUUCUAAAGCUUGUUGCACAACUCAGAUUGAUACCACGUGUCUUAGUUGGUCACAGCUUUGGUGGCAAAGUGGCCCUAAGUAUGGUAGAACAAGCUGCAAAGCCUCUUGCUAGACCUGUCAGAGUUUGGGUUCUUGAUGCUACUCCUGGGAAGGUUCGCCCUGGAGGAGAUGGUGAAGAUCAUCCUGGUGAAUUGAUUGAUUUUUUGAGUAAAAUGCCUAAGGAGGUUGCUUCAAAGCAGAAAGUUGUAGAUACAUUGAUUCAGGAAGGAUUUUCAUCAGAGGUUGCGCGGUGGGUGGCGACAAAUCUGCAGCCAGCUAAUCAGCCUGGUUCCAUCUCAUCAUCAGGCUUCUCAUGGAUAUUUGACCUCAAUGGCAUCUCAGAGAUGUACAAGUCCUAUGAAGAAACAAAUUUAUGGAAAACUGUUGAGAAUGUUCCGCGAGGAGUUCAUAUGAAUUUCUUGAAGGCUGAGAGAAGCUUACAUAGAUGGGCUCUCGAAGACCUUCGGAGGAUCCAUGUUGCCGAGGAGUUGGCUUCCGAGGAGGGAGCGGGUGUUGAGCUACAUGUUCUUGAAGAUGCUGGCCACUGGGUGCAUGCCGACAACCCGGAUGGUCUGUUUCGGAUUCUCUCGUCCUCCUUCCUUGGAUUGCGGAAUCUGUAGCAGAAGUACAUUUGUGAAUCAUAAUCCAAUUAUGGCUUUGGGUAUUUUGAGAAGCAAGUGGAGGGUUGAAUAUCUAAGGCAGUGUAUAUUUAACUACUGUUGUAAGUUAUAUACAUUGAUGUAUUAUUUUGUUCUUUAACUUAUCAUUCCAUUUCUUUUCCCCCUUUAUUUUAUA
This is a messenger RNA of Zingiber officinale, 1636 nucleotides long. Its product is annotated as protein ABHD11-like. The transcript is spliced from 13 exons. Bases 265 to 1461 code for a protein of 398 amino acids. NCBI's taxonomy places the organism in Eukaryota, Viridiplantae, Streptophyta, Magnoliopsida, Zingiberales, Zingiberaceae. The record is from RefSeq and is a predicted model, not a curated record.